UUCAAGGCAGCGUCACCAAGAGAGGAAGAUGUCUAUUACGGGCAGCGAGCUCGUACCAAAUCUUGUCGACGUGAAUGACUCAUUCAAUGAGGUCCACUCGUUGCCAACGUGGCACGGCAACUGUUGUUUCAGCCUGAACUCCGACUUCCUAGUUUUAGCGGCGUAUCAUACACUUUUUCGUCAGUGAACUCGCCCUAAAAAUACUCGAUCCCAGGAUAAAUUUGUCUGCGUGUUCGGGAGGCCAAUGCGAUGUGCACUCAUUUCAUCAGGUGGCCGACCGAUGACACGGUGCAGAAGAGAACGAGGCGCUCCCUCUGCGCCGAAACACGCCUCCGUUCGACAGCGACGACAAGACGCAGACUGUCAGAAGAGUAUCCGUGCUGUCUGUCCAUCGUGUGUACGCUGCUUGGUUCUGCAAGUCCCGCAUUGGCUUAGUGACGUAACGAUGAUUGAGUGGACGACGCUGCACGUAGCACCGCAGGACAGGCGUCACGGAUGUCGUCAAACCGGACCGGCUUGCAUUGUUUUCCUACGAAACCGCGACCGUUGUCAGAUUUCAUAAUAUAGUGAAGUCGUGGAUGGAGCUGAAUGCGAGCAACCUCGUACCGAGCUUCAUUGUUGCUCAAAAUCAACAGAUUUGACGCUACUUUGAAGUUGCUGUUUGUCGAGAAAGCAAGGACGAGAACAACAAUUUCGUAAUGGGAUGUG
This is a messenger RNA of Phytophthora nicotianae INRA-310, 708 nucleotides long. RefSeq lists its product as hypothetical. The record is from RefSeq and is a predicted model, not a curated record. The transcript has a single exon. Bases 245 to 562 code for a protein of 105 amino acids. Lineage: Eukaryota; Oomycota; Peronosporomycetes; Peronosporales; Peronosporaceae.